Messenger RNA from Trichophyton benhamiae CBS 112371, 1836 nucleotides. RefSeq names its product C6 finger domain protein, putative. Bases 1 to 1836 code for a protein of 611 amino acids. Lineage: Eukaryota; Fungi; Ascomycota; Eurotiomycetes; Onygenales; Arthrodermataceae. Gene Ontology annotation, molecular function: zinc ion binding; DNA binding. Gene Ontology annotation, biological process: DNA-templated transcription. The record is from RefSeq and is a predicted model, not a curated record. The transcript has a single exon.
AUGGACCAAGGAAGCGCCGGGCCCGGCGCUGCUCCCCUUUUGACGUUGUUCGAUAAUCACAUCCUUUCUCGAGAUGAGAAGCAUGUGGAUUUAGAAACCUCCAAAGCCGCCGAUCCAAUAACUCUGAAAGAAAGACGUGCAGUUCUUGCACUGAGAGAACUCCUGCCUUCUCCUGUGCAGUUGAAAAGACUAAUAAAUUCUCCGGCAAUUAUAUGGACUAUAUGGCGCGCAAGAUUUCCAGAAAUACUAAAACCUGAGGCUCUCGAAAACCCUGCUGAUAUUGGAAAGAUCCUGUACUGCAUCAUCAUGACCCUUGAACAACGUGCGGUAGAGUUCGACUUUCAAUCCCUCAGGGUUCCGGUACCUAAGGAAAAGUACGUGGAACAAUGUGUUGCUGCUGUUCAGAAGUAUGUUAUCGAAGAUGAUGACAUUGCUUCAUCUCUAUCUGGUAUAGAGUGUAUUUAUAUGGCAGGAAAAUAUGAAAGCAACAUCGGCCGGCCACGAAAAACAUGGCUCCUGACGCGACGGGCUAUAAAUUUUGCCCAGCUAUCCGGCCUGCAUCUUCCGAACAAUCGCCCUGGGCCAGAUGAUGAACUCGGACUUCGCAAGCUUCAUAUAUGGUGUGGUCUCGCAUGCUCAGACCUAUACCAGAGCUCAAUUCUUGGGCUACCUUAUUCUGUGCCGCUUCAUCUCUUGAAGCCUCAUAUCACACAUUUACUGAAGGUUAAAAAGAUGGAUCCUGCAGAAGCAUAUAUGUUGCGUGUUUGCCUUCCAUUGGGAUCUAUAAUUGAUAGAAACCAAGACGGAGGCAAUAUGUCUCUUCCUCUUACCCUGAAAAUCGACCAAGAGUUAGAGGACAUGGGUAAACAGAUGGGAGACGAUUGGUGGGAUUCAUCCCAGUUAGGGCAGCUUAGCCCCAUAGAAAAGAGCAGUCGACUUUGGUCACAAUUUGCCCACCAUUUCGUGAGGAUGUUGCUGCACCUACCAUUCAUGCUGAAAUCCAACACCGAUAAGCGUUGCCAAUAUUGUCAUAAUGCUGCUCUUGAAUCAGCGAGACAAACCAUCGAGUGUUAUAAGGGCAUUUAUGACAUUCGCAAUUCCGACCGUAUAUUUUGCAAAGUGAUUGAUUUUCAGGUUUUUACAUCUACAGUUCUCCUUAUCGUUCACUUGCUCGGCUCCCCUUUCGCCGACGAUCCACAGACUCGUGCCGACUGGAGGUCAGCCAUGUCCAUUGCUCGAAUGCUUCGCCAUGACCCAGACCUGCCCGAGGACUCCGUUAGCUAUCAAUCUGCGAGUGUCAUUGAAAAGUUAUGCUCUUGUCGAGAUGCUGAUGGGGCUCUGAGGACUGGAUUCAAAAGCAAAAACUGCAACCAAGCUCGAAGGAUUAUACUUCCAUAUUUCGGAGCUGUCAGCAUUGUUCCUGGUAAGAUGCUGAAGGAACAGCAACUACAGCAGCAGCAGCAACAGCAGCAGCAACAACAACAUCAGCACAAUUUGCAACAGCAAUAUCAGUACACGCAACAGCAACAAAUGAGCCCUCCGAAUUCUAUACCUGAGAAACAGAAUUCUACAAACUCAAGCGGGUAUACCACACCUCAGGAUACACCUUCGAUGUCACUAUUUAAUACCCAACUCCAAACUCCAAGUCAAUCAUCGUCGUCUUCAUAUCUACAAAAUGGGGCCCCAUUGCCCGAACCAAAUCUUGAUGUGAACUUAAAUCUCAACCUGAUGGAUGACACUGGAGGGUUUGGUAACCCCAAUCUAAACUUGGAUCUCUUUCUUGGACAAGGGUGGAAUUUCGAAUGGAUGGAUGCACAGAACUUCCAGCCUGUCUGA